GGCGAGAUCAGUUUAAGCGAGACUGUCGAGUGGAAAAGUUAACAAGCGCGGAUAAAACGAGCCAAACACUACAGCGACGAAUCGUUGUUGGAAACGUGAAAAGUAAAAAAAAUUGUUACUGAACAACAAGUGUUGACUGAGAUUUAAUUCUAGUGAAUAUUGUUGGUGUCUAAUAAAGUGCAAAUUAAUUUUCAGCCGAAACUAUUUUUUUCGUGUGCGACAACAUUCAAAAUCAAACGGUAGCGGUAAUUGCAAGCGACAGCAAGUGGGCAGCGCUUCUUGCAAUAGUGAAAAAAAAAAAUAUUUUUAAAUACAAAAAGCAAAAAACGAUAACAUAAAAUAAAAUUUCGCAAGUGAAGGGCCGCACAAGUGUGGAGUGUAAAUUCUAGCAGAUUUCCAGCCAGCAAAGGCACAGUGAAAGCAAACCUCUUUGUAAACAAAAGACUUAAGCGCCGAACGCGAUGGCCACACAAGCGCACACAACGCCGAAGAUGAGCGCGGCAAGGAGCCAGCUGCUCGCGGCCUUGCUAAUAUUCGCCAGUCUGCUGGUCAGCCAGGUGGCAACACAAGAAGUAUCGACACAAAAUGAAUUUGCGCCACGCGUAACGGCGACAUGCAAAUCGGGCACAAUGAAUAUCAAAGUGAAAUUCAACGGUCCCUACACGGGUGCAGUACAUGCGCGCGAUCAUCGCAAUGCGGCCUGCAUGGCCAUGGGCGACGGCUCCGAUGCGGUGGGCUUCAGCAUAAAUCUGUUGGCGAAGCAGGGUGCGCCCGAUUACUGCGGCGUGCUGGUCAGCAACGUGAGUGGUGCCAAUCGUACCGAGGAGCGUUCGAUACAGCUGGCGGUGCGUGUACACAAAACGCUGGAAUUGGCGGAUGAUAAAUUUUAUGUGAUCACAUGCGGCAAAUCUGGUUUUGGACGCGAUGAUAACUCUCAUGUCAUUUUGAAGUUCUUCGACAAUGAGCGCCGCGUACGCGAAACGGUUUAUGGACACGAGUAUAAAAUACGCGCAGAAUUAACGAAGCCAAAUGGCACCUAUGGCGUACGCGUGGCCAACUGCUUUGCGUUUGACAAGAAGAAUGUUACCAUUCAGUUGAUCGAUGAGAGAGGCUGCCCGAAGGAUGAUAACAUCAUUUCCCGUUUCGUGCCAAGCGCGGAUGGACACAGCGCUGAAGCAACACUCAAGUCCAUGUUCAAGUUCCCAGAAGACUCUGAGGUACACUUGCAGUGCGAUGUGAUUCAAUGUUAUGGACGUUGCAUGGAUGAUGAAGAUUGCAAACAAAUCGCUUUGGCUGGUGCGGGUGCGGGUGCGGGUGCGGUUGGUUUUAGCAAAGGUGGCAACGCUAAAUUGGGUCCAAAUGAAGAGGGUUCCUUAGCGGGCACCACUGUGUUUGUGCUGGAUCCUUCGCAGGCGCCAUUGGUCACCAGCACAUGUGAGGACACCAUCAACCCACCAUGGCUGCUCUGGUUGGCCAUUACUCUCGGCGUACUCUUCCUCAUCAUGUUGUUGAUGAACAUUUUCCUUUGCACCGCAAUGAGUUGUAGUUGUGCGAACACCGAGAUCAUCGAAAAAGAACCAUCUAUCAUUGAAGAAUACGAUCCGUACAGAAGUUGGCACGGUAGCCAGUAUGGAUCGCGUUACUCACUGCAUGGGCGUGAUGCGCAUAAAGGCUACACAAGCGGUGGCUCGACGAUACACUCGAAUAGGUCGAUUCCCAUUGAUAACGACAAUUACGCAAUUGUACAUUCACGUCCCGGCUCUAGACAAACCGGACACGCGCAAGGACACCGCUCCCGCGGACCACCCAGUAAUAUGUAACACAAAUAAUGAAAAUAAUAAUUAUUAUAAUGCUAAUAACACUUACUAUUAAGUACAAUUCUAAGAUUGUUUGUUGGAAAGUAAAAUUAAUUACUUAAAAAAAUCAAAGAAAAUUGUAAAUAAGCUAGUUUCAGCGCUCUAACCUCAAAAUCUACACACGGUCUCAUUUUGGCCUUGAACGCUUUACGAUAUUAACGAGUGCACUCAAGCUUUGCUGAGCGGCAAUGCUCUCAAAGUUUUGAGUGCGAAUUAAUUUUCAUCCAAAAGCAAUUAAAAGCAAACUAAAAACCGUUACUUCUCCAUAUUAGUAAUAAAUAUUCGAAAUUCAAACUUUUGCACUGCACUAUAACUUCUAUGUCCUCGAAAAAAACUCAGAAAAAAAAAACAAAAAACUCAAAUCUGUCUCAAUAUGCGCUACUGUAUUAUACUUGCGUCUUUUUGCUACUUCUACUUAUAUAUAACCCUACAUAAGUUAAGUUAAGUACGAAAUUUAUCAAUAUUAACCCAGUGUAUUAUUUUUUCCUUAAAUAACGAAAGAUAAAAUUAAGUCAUUAGUUAAAUAAGCGCGAACUAUAAAUUCUCAAAAAGCGAUUGGCAUUAAGACAAAUUUUGCAAAAUGUUAAAAAAAAAUUUGAAAUAAAAUAUACAAAAAUUUGCAUGCCUUAUAAAUAUAUGCCUAAUAUAAUCUAUAUUUAAUAAAAAUAAUAAUUUACAAAAAUAUUUUAUACAAACCUUGUUGACGAAAAGAGUGUAUGUAAUUAUGUACGUAAAUAUGUAUGUAUUAAAAUAAAUUAAUCAAAAAUAAAAUAUAAACUAAUUGGAAA
Messenger RNA from Bactrocera neohumeralis, 2644 nucleotides. RefSeq lists its product as uncharacterized. The record is from RefSeq and is a predicted model, not a curated record. The transcript is spliced from 11 exons. The coding region runs from base 462 to 1820 and encodes 452 amino acids. NCBI's taxonomy places the organism in Eukaryota, Metazoa, Arthropoda, Insecta, Diptera, Tephritidae.